Molecule: messenger RNA, 2385 nt
Organism: Anopheles nili
Lineage: Eukaryota; Metazoa; Arthropoda; Insecta; Diptera; Culicidae
Gene: ImpE1
Exons: 6
Coding region: 34-2385 (783 amino acids)
Molecular function (GO): protein binding
Source: RefSeq, a predicted model, not a curated record
GGGUUGCUGCUGGGUGACACCUGCCAGCACGACAUGGACUGUUCGGACAGCGUCAAGGGCAGCUACUGUACCCUGGAGGGUCUCUGCGAGUGCAGCCCAUUCUACGUAAGGUUGAACGAGUCAGCCUGUCUGCCGUCUCAACUCCUCGAGAGUGACUGUAGCCUCUCGGAGCAGUGCUCGAUGCGCGUAGCAAACAGCAGUUGCAUCGAUGGACAUUGCCAGUGCGAUGCCGGAUUCCUGCAGUUCCGCAAACACACCUGCCUAUCGCCGGCCCAACCCGGUACGGUUUGCUACAGCCACGCGCAUUGUCGAAUGUGGGACCAGGAGAGCCAUUGUGACUUCCUUAUCCCGAACCUGUUCGGUCGGUGUCAGUGUACGUCGCCGGCGCGUCAGAACGGUCCAACUUGUGUGGCCGAUGUAAGCCCUUCGACGGAGUUGAUUGGGUUUGCGAAACCUCAACAGCAAAGUCCAGCGGCUGAGGUCGACACUCAACCCCCGGAAGGUUCGAUCGAUCGCAUGUCGACGACGACCGAGGACGAUGUGAUCGUGGUGGAGAAUCUGGUACUUCGAGAUGACGCCCACGAUGGGGAGAUGGCAUCGGCAGAGCAACACAUCACGACGGAGUAUCAGACGACGGCUUCGGAUGAGGACGCAACCAGCACGACGGAUUUCCUCGAGGUGACGAUGGGCGGUAUGACGGAGGCGCAGGACUCGGUCACAGGGAUGAUGACAACGACGCCGAAAGCCAGCAGUGGCAUGGAGGAGUACGAGAACACCGAGCAGUACGCCAGUUUAGAGCGUGAAGUUGAGGAACAAUUCAAGCAGCAGGAACUCGUGGACGCCCUAUCGACGACGACGGUUGGUGAAUGGGCUGGAGACAUUGCGGAAGCCAUCACGGAAGAAGGACAAGGUGUAGGUGAUGCGACGACGCUAACGGCCAUCGAAAUUAUGCCACCCUCGCUGGGUGACGAUGGAGCAACGGAUCGUAGCGAAGUGACAGUUGUCAACGAGGGAGAACAGAACUCAACCACUGAACCAAACGGUAACAUCGAGAACGAUGUGGAGCUUGUGGAGUUUGAUCGAACCGCUGCUCCCAGUGAGGUGGAGAAGGAUGCUGAAAACACCCAACAAGCUGCAUCGUUGGUAAGGGAACAGGAGACAACGACGAUGGUGACGGUUGAUCGAGCAACUGAUCGUUUCGAACACACGACAUCGGCGUUGACGACGGAGAACGAAGUGCGUGAAGAUUCCACCGAUGGCAAUGAUGCGACAACAACGGAGCUUAUUGAGCAGUAUCAGGAUGUGCAACUGCGCCGGCAGGACUCGAAACUGUUCGAUGAGGACGAUGGCGAAGAAGCGCAUGGUAAGGAUCGGUUUGGGCCACGUGGCACGACGGGACACUCCGAGCGUGAUAAUGAAGUCAUCGACACGGAACCGAUUCAGACGACCACGGAAACGUUAGUACGGUUAGCCAGCCGAACGACGGUCAUGGAACCGGAAGCACCCAUUUCGACCACGACGGUUGCAACGUCGACUGCAAGAAUACGGACCCGUGUCGAUCUGGGUGAUGGACCAGUCUCGUUGGGGUUAACCUGCACCAAAAACGAACAGUGUCAGCUAGCGGACCCGUACAGUUACUGCAACGACGAGGGACACUGCGAUUGCGCCUAUCACCAGCCGGAUGACUCCUGCCGAGCUACCAAUACCGGUUGUUCUCGGGGCACGUUCCAGUGCCGUUCGAGUGGCAUCUGCAUCAGCUGGUUCUUCGUGUGUGAUGGUCGUCCAGAUUGCAGUGAUGCCUCGGACGAGGAAUGCAAUUUCGCGCCGAAAGCCAACGGUACGGCGUCCUGUCCCGAGCUAUCCUUCCGAUGCGAACGAAGUGGUCGGUGCAUCUCGCGAGCCGGUAUUUGUGACGGAAAAACGCAGUGCCCACAUGGCGAAGACGAGAUCGGUUGUGAUUUCCGGAAGUCGCGCAAAUGUCCCGAACACACGUUCAUGUGCCGCAGUGGCGAGUGCCUGCCGGAGUACGAGUACUGUAACGCGAUCGUAUCCUGCCGGGAUGGAAGUGAUGAACCACCGCACCUCUGUGGCUCCCGAGCCGUACCGAACUUCUUCGUCAAGCUGUUGAGCGGUCCGACGGCUCGAGGACGCAACUACUGCCCGAUGCGAUGCGGAAACGGACGUUGUCGGUCAACCGCCAUCGUGUGUUCAGGUCGGGACGGAUGUGGUGAUGGUAGCGACGAAGAUCGGUGCUCGGUUUGCCGAUGCCCGGCGCCAGCUUACAACAACGCGCUGCCGUUUGCAGGACCCGCCACGACCGGUGCCGUGUCGAAGCCGCGAAGAAGGACGAGCCGUAUCACCGGAGGACACUGGUCACGGACAUAA